AUGUACUACGGCCUGGAGGCCCUGACCCACAACCUGUCCGAGGGCACCACCGUCGUGGUGUGGGUGAACUUCGCCGUGCACAGUGCCAACUCCAUCGUCGUGUGGGUGGACCUGCUGCUGUGCCAGCCGCGGUCCUUCAGUGCCAGGGCCCAGCGCUGGACGGUGCUGUUUGUGGCCCUGUACUGCAUCUGGAUUGUGCGCAUCAAGACUGUGCGGGGCGCCUUCCCUUACCCCUUUCUGGAUGAGCUGGCCAAGACGGUUCCGUUCCCCUACAAUUUCCUGAUGGUCGCCGCUGGUGGGGUGUGCAUCAUCUUCACGAUGUUCAGACUCGGUCGGUUCCUCAGCGGCCGGAUCACCCUGUCACUGGGCAGGGCCGAGGACUGCGAUCAGAUGGAGGUUAGGGGAGAGAUAAAGGUGGAUUGA
Ostreobium quekettii is the source of this 423-nucleotide messenger RNA. NCBI's taxonomy places the organism in Eukaryota, Viridiplantae, Chlorophyta, Ulvophyceae, Bryopsidales, Ostreobiaceae. The record is from the annotation of a GenBank genome assembly.